AUGGCUGACAAAAAGAAGGUUUCAAAAGGCGUUGCCGCCAUUGAAGAGGCAGAGUUUAACGGGUAUUUUAACACCAAGAAGGAGAUGAUUUACAAAAAUAUCAUAUGGGAUUUAUUGAACAAGUCUCAUAAUGAGAAAAACAAGGCUCAAAAACAAGAAAAGAUGAAGAAAGAUGAUAAAAGGAAGAGGCAUGCUUCAAGAACUAAUCAUGAAGAAGAUGAUAAUCAGAGAAAGAAGAAGAGGCGCCUGAGUUCAAAAGUGAACUAUGAUGUCCUGGAAAAACUAAUGAACGAUGACGCGACGACGCCGGAGCCUGUAAAGACUGAGAGAGAAUGCAAGGAGGAGAAGACUGUUGAAAGAGAAAGCUGUGGAGAAGGUGAUGAAGUUGAGAAUGGGAAUGAGAAUGAGGAGGAUGAAGAUGUCGAUUAUGGGAAUAUUUAUUAUGGUGAUGAAGAUGAAGAGGAAUACAACAACUAUGAGGAAGAUUACGAAGAUUACUGA
This is a messenger RNA of Pistacia vera, 501 nucleotides long. Its product is annotated as myb-like protein X. The transcript has a single exon. NCBI's taxonomy places the organism in Eukaryota, Viridiplantae, Streptophyta, Magnoliopsida, Sapindales, Anacardiaceae. The record is from RefSeq and is a predicted model, not a curated record. The coding region runs from base 1 to 501 and encodes 166 amino acids.